UCUAACAACUACUCAUCAUCCCCUCUGUGGCCCUAAAAUAGGUCACAGCUGUAAUUAUGGCUUCACCUUCAUCCCAGAGGCUCUGGGUGGGGAUGUUGGUGGUCACCGUGGUGAUGACCAAUCUUCCAGGAGCGAUGCAGAAGUGCAUCUUUGACGAGGUUCAGGUCCAGAACAGGGUGGUCCGAGCUGCAGGCAGCCCACACACGGAGCCAGGACCCAGGAGGGCAUCACCUCAGCGAAGGAGAAAUAUAGCCCCGCCCACUCCUGCCUCCCCACAGCCAAUCAGGAUCCAGACCUGGAUUCCAAAAGAGAGCAGCAGCCUAUCAGAGGCUGAGAGAGAGAGGAUGGAGGCAGCGGUGGAGGAGGCUGUGAACAUGGUUUCUUCUUUACUGUCAGUGGAGCGAGCUCCUGGCCCAUUGCUUCUCAGCAGAGACAUCAAUAAAUACUGCAAGUUUCUCUGGAGGAAUUCAAGCACUGCAAACUACAACAGGUGUGGUCGAGCGAACAACAGCUACAGAUCUGAGACAUGUCUGGAUGUGACCAUCCCAGAUGAUCACCUGGCUGGAUGUGAUAUUUACACGGAGGCUGAUUCACCUCGCAGGACUGAGCUCCGUCCUGACGGUGCUGGACUCCAGGACACCGACUUCCUGCUGUACCUCCACAUACAGGCCACCGACAAGUGUCGAGCGGAGCCUAAUGUGUUGGCCUACGCUGUCCACUGUCAGACGGACACCAGUGGACGUCCCGUAGCCGGGGUGGCGGUCAUCUGCAGGGACAGACUGACAGGAGCCGCAUACAGCCACCAGGCUACUGUACAAACGGUGAUCCACGAGCUGUUUCACACACUCGGUUUCUCUAAAGAGCUCCUCCGAACCUGGAGAGACUGUUCCUCCACGUCUCAAGCGUGUUCUCCUCGAGGCAAAGUGACCCACUCUGAUGGAUUUGGCCAGAUGAGGAUUUACACCCCAUCCGUCAUCUCGGCCCUGCAGACACACCUGGCAUCCGCUGACCCCGAGCUCGGGGGGCCGCUGGAGAACCAGGAUGUUCGUCCGGGCAGAGUGUCCUCUCACUGGGAGUCUCGCGUCCUGCAGGGCUCCAUCAUGGCGGCGGUGCUGGGGGACUCGUCCACAGUCCGGAUCGACCCGGUCACCUUAGCAGCAUUACAGGACACAGGCUGGUACACUGUGGACCUGAGCCGGGCGCAGAGUCUUGUGUGGGGAGACGGUGAAGGAGCUACGUUUGGCUCUCUGUCAACCUGUCAGAACAAAUCCUCAUUUUUCUGCACUGGCAGUGGAUUUGGGUGUCAUCAUCUUCACCUCCACAAGGGGGAGUGCCAGACAGACCAGCACCUGGACGGGUGUCGGGUGUUUAAACCGCUCAAGAAUGGAAGUGAAUGUUGGAAAGAGGGAAACAGCAGACGGUCUGCUGAAGAGGAGAGUGGAGAGAUUUUUGGUUUUCACAGCCGCUGCUUCUUCUCGAACCUGACCAGACAGAACCGGAGUGAAUUUUUUUUGGACAGCGGUUCUGUGGAGGGACGCUGUUUCAGACACAGGUGCACUGGACACAACAGAUACCAAAUCCAGGUUUUUGGCUCAGACUGGGUGGACUGUCCAGCAGGAGGCGCCAUUCAGAUAAAAGGAUACCAGGGUUUGGUUCACUGCCCUGACAGGAAGUUAUGUGUGUACGCUGACGUUACUCCUCCUUCAGAAUAUAUCUCUUCAUUUCCUGCUUCUAUCACAAGUGAGAGUUUAACCUCAGUGCCAAACGGGACGUGGUGGACCCUCAGACCUCCUGCGGAGCUCUCUGCAGCCUCAGCGCUCUGCGUCACUGCUGCUGUGUGUCUCCUGGCUGCAGCUGUGGUGACUUUCAGAAAACGUUGCUCCUGCAGGAUCAGAGUCCACUCUGCCCCGGAGGAUCACGCUGAUCCGGAGAGACGUCUGCCUUGGUGCUACACCACUGGAGCAAAUUUUGGAAUAUGAGCCAUCCUGAC
Molecule: messenger RNA, 1990 nt
Organism: Plectropomus leopardus (leopard coralgrouper)
Lineage: Eukaryota; Metazoa; Chordata; Actinopteri; Perciformes; Serranidae
Gene: cirop
Product: ciliated left-right organizer metallopeptidase
Biological process (GO): cell adhesion; proteolysis
Cellular component (GO): cytoplasm; membrane
Molecular function (GO): metalloendopeptidase activity
Source: RefSeq, a predicted model, not a curated record